AUGAGGGCUGAGAUCGAUAAUGCGGGGACCCCUGGUGAUCGUGAACGCUUAAACGCCCAGUAUCGGGCCCAGAAAAAAAGGAUCUACGCACGUGAGUUAGAACGGUUUCGGAAGGAAUGGGUUCGACAGCGGCGGGAUCAGUUCAUAUUAACAAGGGGAAAAGAGUGCCCAAUAUACGGGGAGCAAAGCGCAGAGAAAAGGACUUGGUGCGACAUUAUGCCUGAGCUGGGACGUCUGGUGACUGUUAUGUCUUCCGAUGAACCUCUUGAGUUUGAGGCGAAAAGGGCUGUCGUGGAGGACUUGGUGAUACAUUGCCAAAGGGAUUACGACGUGGUGUAUCUUCCUGGACAGGAGCCUGUCGAAGGGCGAUGCCCUGCUUAUGGAUGCGGUAAAGUCAUGCAAGAAGACCCCAAAGAAGCAGCCAUAUUCAAUCCCACAUUCGACGGGAGAAAUCUCGUGUGA
Molecule: messenger RNA, 462 nt
Organism: Aspergillus fumigatus Af293
Lineage: Eukaryota; Fungi; Ascomycota; Eurotiomycetes; Eurotiales; Aspergillaceae
Exons: 2
Coding region: 1-462 (153 amino acids)
Source: RefSeq, a predicted model, not a curated record